Messenger RNA from Ziziphus jujuba (common jujube), 564 nucleotides. RefSeq lists its product as uncharacterized. The record is from RefSeq and is a predicted model, not a curated record. The transcript has 4 exons. NCBI's taxonomy places the organism in Eukaryota, Viridiplantae, Streptophyta, Magnoliopsida, Rosales, Rhamnaceae. The coding region runs from base 183 to 437 and encodes 84 amino acids.
UUUUCUUCGAAAUUGCCAAUACACUCUUCCAGCUCCACCUGAUUAAUCUUUUUAUCAAAUUACCAAUUUAUCCUUUACCCCGGCCCUAUUUUCUUCUAAUCUGUUCCGUUCGGUCUCUCUCCGAUUCCCCACCCAUCCGGCGAAAACCUCAUUCGUUCCCUGGACAGAAACAGAAACAAACAAUGGUUUGCUUGGCUUGUCUAUUACCGCUCUUCCUCGUCCCAAUCGUCAACGUACUGCCGCUUCUCUUCUACUACAUCAUGGGAAAAGUUUAUGGGCUUCUCGGGUGGGAGUACAAGAAGCCGGAGAGAGCUCCUGUGGCAUGUCCUUAUAAGCCCGCAGCCAAAAAGGACAGCAAAGCCGGAGAAGCGGCUGAGCCUCCUCCAACAGAGUCUGUACCAAAAUCUGUAGGAGUCGUUGACGGCAAGGAAGAUUGAGCUUCACUCCUUGAUCAUUUGGGUCAAUGAAUUUAUAUUUUUGAUAAAUUGUGGCUUUUAUUGUGGAUUAGAAUGCUAAUAACUGAAGUUAUAUGAUGCCAUCGAAUAUAAAGUUUAUCUUUUAUUA